This is a messenger RNA of Spodoptera frugiperda (fall armyworm), 2343 nucleotides long. Its product is annotated as peroxisomal biogenesis factor 19-like. The record is from RefSeq and is a predicted model, not a curated record. The transcript has 9 exons. Gene Ontology annotation, biological process: protein import into peroxisome membrane. The coding region runs from base 90 to 1130 and encodes 346 amino acids. Gene Ontology annotation, cellular component: peroxisomal membrane; peroxisome. Lineage: Eukaryota; Metazoa; Arthropoda; Insecta; Lepidoptera; Noctuidae.
GACAGUACUGUCACAAAAAUAUAUAAAAGAACGUGAUAUUUUAUAUUAUUUUAAUUGUAUAUUAUAAUCCUUUAAUUAACAAAUUAAACAUGUCGGAUAACAAGGAAGUUGACAAAUCUAAUGUCGACCCGGAAUUGGACGAUUUACUUGAAAGUGCUCUCCAAGACAUGACGAAGAAGCAGGCGGGCGCUGCGGCGGAGGGCUCCGGCGAGGUGCCCUCCAACAUGUGGAGCGAGGAGUUCAUCAAAGAGGCUGCGGCACAGUUCGAGAGCAACAUGUCGGCCAUAUUCAGCAGAUUCAGUGGCGUGCCUGGUGCUCUCCAAGACAUGACGAAGAAGCAGGCGGGCGCUGCGGCGGAGGGCUCCGGCGAGGUGCCCUCCAACAUGUGGAGCGAGGAGUUCAUCAAAGAGGCUGCGGCACAGUUCGAGAGCAACAUGUCGGCUAUAUUCAGCAGAUUCAGUGGCGUGCCUGAGGUCCAAAUAACACAGGAGCAGAUUGCACAGACGUUCACAAAAAUGGCAGAGGCAGCAGCUCAUGUGCUAAAACCUGAAGGUGCUCCUGAGGAGGCUGGAGUACCUUCCGUAGCGGCAGUAGACCCUGAGGUCCAAGGGAAUAUAGAUGAGGUAUCAACAGCGAUAUCAAAGACUAUGAAGAACUUGAACACUAACUCCGAAACACUGAAUACUCCUUUCAACGACCAGGAUCUAGCCAGUAUGUUUAACAACAUCACUCUCGGUGAAGGCCAGCAAGAAGGCAACAUGUUCGUGCCGUUCAUGCAGGGCAUGAUGCAGUCCCUCUUCUCCAAGGAGGUGCUGUAUCCCUCCCUGAAGGACCUGGUGGACAAGUACCCCGCGUGGCUCGCUGACAACAAGGGCAAGAUCGACCAGAGUGAAUAUGAGAGGUUUGAGAAGCAGCAGAAGCUAAUGGAACAGGUGUGUGCUGAGCUGGAACCGGAGCAGGAGUCAGACCCUGACGACGUCAAGAGGAAGAGGUUCAAAGUCGUACUCGAUCUGAUGCAGAAAAUGAAAGACUUAGGCCAGCCCCCCACUGAGCUAGUAGGAGACAUGGACCCCCCGCAGGGGUUCGCUUCCCCGACCGUGCCAGACGCGGCGCAAUGCAACAUCAUGUAGUAAACCACACAUUGGUAACAUCACAUUGAACCAAUCAAUUAUAUUACAAUUAUAAAAUGACAUAUUUUUUGAACAUGUAUCGAAAUUUCGAUACCGAGUAUGGUGCGACUCGAAUUUCCAAUUCUUGAAUGGAAACUACUACUUAAUUAUACUAAAUGGCUUGUAAAGUAAACAAUUAUGUUUUUUUAAGAUGUAUCGGAAUUUCUUCCGCAAUUAGAAUUGUGUCCAGUAUAUGGCAAUAGGCUCAGCCCCUAUUACAUGGGACUUAUAACACAAAUGGUGAAAAGUGGUUGUACAUUGUAUAGCGGCAUUACGUGCCGUAAUGUGCACUUCAGCCUACCCCUUCGUGGAUAAAAGGCGUGACGAUACGACGUUCGGAAUUUCUACAUCUAACAAACUUAUUAAGUAUCGAAUUUCCGAUACAUUCAUUCUUAUGCAUUUUGUAUCGCAUAUUCUAUGUUCAUUUUAUCGAUAAAAAUACAGAAGAGAGCUUGAAAUAUUACCCGAAAAUAUAGAUCUUUUUAUAAUAACGUAUCGUGAGACAUACUGAAUUAACUAAAAAUCACGGUUUACUCACAUACAUUAAUGCUAGAAAAGCUCUACUAGUUUCGAGUAGGCUACGCGACGUCGCCGCAUCUGCGCACGCUGCAAAGUCAAAAUCAAAAUUAUUUAUUUCAAAUAGACCAAGAAGGCACUUUUGAACGUCAAAGCUCAUAUGCUGUGCCGAGCUGUGACUGGAAACUAGUAGAGCUUUUCUCUAUUAAUGUAUGUAAAGUAAACCUUGAUUUUUAGUUAAUUCCAGUAGGUAAUACAACUCACCCCCUAUUACAUGGGACUUAUAACACAAAUGAUGAAAUAUAUAUAUACAAAAAAAGAUAAUGUUAUGUUUUUUUGUAAGACUUGAUUUGUUCAAUGUAAUGUUAAUGCCUUAUUUUAGUUCGUAGAAAAUCCGUAUACAAUUUUAGGGAACAGAGAGUAAAGUUCCCUAAGAAAAGGAGGAUCCUCCGACCAGGCGAGGUGAUCAGCCUGGCGGGCUUUCUGCCCGACUGUUGUUCGUUGGGAUUUUCUAUCCGUGUUAAUUCGCAUGUAAACUUCGUAUGUGCGAUGCAGGAUAUUUGUGACGUCAUCCGUUGAUUUGCUCGUCUAUAGUCUAUGUGCGACUUCUGUCAUCUGUCAUUUGUCACUUGUCACUUGUCAGAGUGUCGCCACACAA